CAGGCCUUAGAAAAACCGAACUGUUUGGAUCAAACCCGAACAGGUGGCAUCUCCCCCUCUGCAAACUUUUGGUGGCUCCCUGUCUAUCUCACACGCGCUUUCCCUUCUGUAUGAGAAGCGAUCGCUGAUUGGUCGAUGUGGCAAAUAGAUCCAAUAACAGAGUGGGAGUCUACAGCAGACAGGAAAGUGCACUCACUGAGCUGGUUGUGAAAAAAGCAAAGAGGCGGCGGAGGGCGACGUGAAGUCGAAUGAAAAAACAUGACAACCGUCCCGUCUACGUGACUUUUCCCCGUUUGACUCAGCAGCCAUCCCACAAACUGUGUAGAUCCGGCCAUGCAAAGUAUAUGUGCCUGACAGCCUUGCUUUUAUGACGCUGCCCAGUCAUUCUGCGAUCUGAUAGGCUGACGGGCGGAGGGGCGGGCAGCCACACCCGGUUCCCUCUCAGUGACUGAGGAAUCGCUUUUACCACCUCUGAAGUUUGUCUGAGUUUUGCUGUCGGCUCUGCGGUGUUUCCGUUCACCAUCCCCGGCCCGUUUGUGGGCAUAAAACUGGUUCAGGACAGUAUCUGCCAGCAGCAUGUCCGUUUCGGAGGAAGUCGAUGGGCUUGUUCGUCCCCACUAUGGCUCUGUCCUUGAUGAUGAGAGACUUACAGCAGAGGAGAUGGAUGAGAGAAGACGUCAAAAUGUUGCCUAUGAAUACCUGUGCCAUUUGGAGGAAGCAAAAAGGUGGAUGGAGGCAUGCCUGGGAGAAGACUUACCACCCACCACUGAGCUAGAGGAAGGUCUGAGGAAUGGAGUCUAUCUUGCUAAACUUGGAAACUUUUUCAGUCCAAAAGUCGUGUCACUGAAGAAGAUAUACGACCGAGAACAGACCCGAUACAAUGCAACCGGCCUUCACUUCCGACACACAGACAACACUAUCCAGUGGCUGAAUGCAAUGUCUGAGAUAGGGCUUCCAAAGAUUUUCUAUCCAGAGACAACAGACAUAUAUGACAGAAAGAAUAUGCCCCGGUGCAUAUACUGCAUCCACGCCUUGAGUCUGUACCUGUUUAAACUCGGCCUGGCUCCACAGAUUCAGGACCUGUAUGGGAAGGUAGAAUUUACAGCCGAAGAAAUUAACUUUAUGAAAAGUGAGCUGGAAAAGUAUGGAAUUCAGAUGCCAGCAUUUGGAAAAAUUGGAGGAAUUUUGGCAAGUGAAUUGUCUGUUGAUGAAGCAGCAUUACAUGCAGCCGUAAUCGCCAUCAAUGAAGCCAUCGAUCAUGGUGUUCCGGAAGAAACUUUCACCGCUCUUCAGAAUCCUAAUGCGAUGCUCGUAAAUCUAAACAAGCCUUUGGCUACAGUGUAUCAGAACACACUUUACCAGGCAAAGCAGCAUAAAGCAGAGAAUGCUAAAAAGCGGCUGACGACAGAUAAUACAGGAGGAGAACGUGAUGUGUAUGAGGAGCUGCUGACACAGGCAGAGAUUCAAGGCAAUGUCAACAAAGUUAAUUUGCAAGUUGGCGUAGAAAAUGUUGACCGGGCAUUAGAAACUGGGGACCCGCACAUUCUGUUUGAGGCUCUGAGUUCACCUUCCCUUGCUUUGCGGAUGUUACAACAUGAAAAUGCUGAAUGGUACUUGAAAACACUGCAGGCUGAGAAACAACAAAAGCAAGAGAGUGGAUUGAAUGAACUCCUACAGAAAGAGGAGUUGCAGGCCGGGGUUGAUGCAGGAAACAGUGCAGCACAGAAGUAUCAAAGAAAGCUAACUGCAGUGACCAGGAUAAAUAAUGCAAUAAGGAAAGGUGUUGUUGAAGAAACUGUGAAGGAGCUGAUGAACCCUGAUGCCCAACUACCAGAGGUGUACCCCUUUGCUGGAAGUCUGUACCAAAAUGAAUUGGCAACAUUACAGCAACAAAGCCCAGAGGGAAAUUUAACUCAUCCAGAGCUCUUGGUUGCUGUGGAAAUACUUUCUUCAGUGGCUCUUAUUAAUAGGGCUUUGGAUGCAGGAGAUGUUGGCACAAUCAAGAAACAUCUGAUUAUUCCAGUUACUGGGUUAAUGGAUGUAGAUGAUGAGAACCUUCAGAGGUAUAUUGAUGAAUUAAUUAGGAUGAAACAGCAAGCACGGGAAGAAGGAAUUGAGUUUAUCACAUGGAACGAUAUCCAAGGAUGUGUGACACAAGUUAAUCUGACUGUGCAAGAGGAGCAUGCAAGGAUCAUGGCAAUUGAGCUUAUUAAUGAAGCUUUAGAUGAAGGGGAUGCACAGAAGACCUUGCAAGCUUUACAGCUCCCAGCUGCCAAAUUAGAAAGUGUUCAACCUAAUGUUGCUCAGCAUUACCAAGAUACAUUGGUUCGUGCAAAAAGGGAGAAGGCACAGGAAACAAAAGAUGAAUCUGCUGUGCUGUGGCUUGAUGAGAUCCAGGACGGCAUUUUCCGCUCAAACAAAGAAACAGAGGAAGCACAGAAAUUCUCUAUUGGCAUCCUGGCUGUUAAUGAAGCUGUAAGGAAUGGUGACACUGCCCAUACCCUGAACACACUGCGGACCCCAGAUGUUGGGCUUUAUGGAGUGACUGGUGAAUGUGCACAGGCUUACCAAAAUGAACUGGCAGAGGUUAAGAAGAAGAAAAUCGAAGCAGGGGACAACGGAAGUGAGUGGGUGCAGCACUGGGUGAAAGGGGGAUACCUUUAUUAUUUUAAUUUAAACAACAAUGAAGGAGGAUGGGUGGAGCCCCAAGGAUUCCUACAGAAUAACACACAGCUGUCAAAGGAAGAGAUUCAGACUUCCAUCUCUGGGGUUUCUGCUGCUUACAACAGGGAGCAGCUGUGGCUGGCCAACGAAACCUUAAUCACUAAGCUGCAGGCCAGGUGCCGUGGUUAUCUUAUACGCCAGAAAUUCAAUACAAGACUGAAAUUCUUGAGGGACCAAAUUCCAGCUAUUAACUGUAUCCAGGCCCAUUACAGAGGACAGAAGCAGAGGAAAGCAUACAAGAAUCGUCUGCAAUACCUGAAUGAUCAUUCCGAUGAAGUUGUUAAGAUUCAGUCUUACACCAGAAUGCAUCAAGCCAGGAAGAGGUACAGAGACAGACUGCAAUACUUCAGGGAUCAUAUAAAUGACAUUGUGAAAAUUCAGGCUUUCAUUCGUGCUAAUAAAGCACGGGAUGACUACAAGACCCUCAUUAAUGCUGAAAACCCACCUAUGGUUGUUGUACGUAAAUUUGUCCAUCUAUUGGAUCAAAGUGAUCAGGAUUUCCAAGAAGAGUUAGAUGUAAUGAAGCUGCGAGAAGAAGUUGUGACUCUCCUGAGAUCCAAUCAGCAGUUGGAGAAUGACCUUAAUCUUAUGGACAUUAAGAUUGGUCUUCUUGUGAAAAAUAAAAUUACAUUGCAGGAUGUCGUCUCUCAUAGUAAGAAAUUAACAAAGAAGAACAAGGAGCAGCUUGCAGAUAUGAUGAUGUCAAACAAGCAAAAGGGAGGUCUCAAGGCCCUGAGCAAAGAAAAAAGAGAAAAAUUGGAAGCUUAUCAGCAUCUCUUCUAUUUGUUGCAGACAAACCCAACCUACUUGGCCAAGCUUAUUUUCCAAAUGCCCCAGAAUAAAUCCACCAAGUUUAUGGACUCUGUUAUUUUUACCCUUUAUAAUUAUGCAUCCAACCAAAGGGAGGAAUACCUGCUGCUUCGUCUCUUUAAGACAGCCCUUCAAGAGGAGAUAAAAUCUAAAGUCGAUCAGAUUCAGGAGAUUGUAACUGGAAACCCAACAGUUAUAAAGAUGGUGGUGAGUUUUAAUCGUGGUGCCCGUGGACAGAAUGCCCUGAGACAGAUACUCUCCCCUGUGGUGAAAGAGAUUAUGGAUGACAAGGCUCUAAACAUCAAAACCGAUCCAGUUGAUAUAUACAAGGCCUGGGUCAACCAGAUGGAAUCUCAGACUGGAGAGGCAAGUAAGUUGCCAUAUGAUGUCACACCUGAGCAGGCCAUGUCUCACGAGGAAGUGAGAACUAAACUUGAAGCAUCUGUCAAAAACAUGCGAACUGUGACGGACAAAUUUCUUGCGGCCAUCAUUAGCUCUGUGGACAAAAUACCCUAUGGCAUGCGUUUUAUAGCCAAGGUUCUAAAAGACACACUGCAUGAAAAGUUUCCUGAUGCAGGAGAGGAUGAGUUACUCAAGAUUGUGGGAAAUCUGUUAUAUUACCGCUACAUGAACCCAGCCAUUGUGGCACCAGAUGCCUUUGACAUCAUUGACAUCUCUGCUGGAGGGCAGCUCACCACAGACCAGAGAAGGAACCUGGGUUCCAUUGCAAAGAUGCUUCAGCAUGCUGCAUCAAACAAGAUGUUCCUUGGGGAUAAUGCUCAUCUAAGUACAAUCAAUGAAUACCUUUCACAGUCCUACCAAAAGUUCAGGCGCUUUUUCCAGUCAGCUUGUGAAGUUCCUGAACUCGAGGACAAGUUUAAUGUGGAUGAAUAUUCAGAUCUAGUGACUUUAACCAAGCCAGUUAUCUAUAUUUCUAUUGGAGAAAUUGUUAACACCCACACUCUGCUUCUCGACCAUCAGGAUGCUGUAGCACCAGAGCAUAACGAUCCAAUCCAUGAACUUCUGGAUGAUCUGGGAGAGGUUCCAACCAUUGAGUCUCUUAUUGGGGAAGGACCUGGCUCUGCAGGGGACACCAACAUUGAUUCACUGGCAAAAACAGAGGUGUCACUUACACUAACUAACAAGUUUGAAAUUCUUGGAGAUGAAGAUGCAGAAAAGGAUGCAAAGACCAUCAUGCUGAACACAAAACGUCUCAUUGUGGAUGUUAUCCGGUUCCAACCUGGAGAAUCUUUGGCAGAAAUCUUACAAACUCGAGCCACCAGUGAACAGGAAGCAGACCAUUUGCGAGCCAUGCAGAGAAGAGCUAUGAGAGAUGCAAAAACCCCAGACAAAAUGAAAACAGCAAAGAGCCUAAAGCAAGACAGCAACCUAAUCCUUGAGGAGAAGAAGGAUAAAAUAAAAGCUGGUUUAAAAAAGCUUGCAGAAAUGGGUAUGGUAAAUCCAGAUAAUCAGUACCAGGAUCUCAUCAAUGAUAUUGCCAAGGAUAUCCGUAAUCAAAGGCGAUACCGCCAACGAAGAAAGGCAGAGCUUGUAAAGCUGCAGCAGACACACACAGCAUUGAACUCUAAGGCUAUAUUCUAUGAGGAACAAGUGGAUUAUUACAAGAGUUAUAUCAAAACCUGUUUGGACAACUUGGCAAGCAAUCGCAAGUUAUCUAAGAAACCAGGACAAGCUAAAGGAAAGAAGAGUAAAAAGAUAUCAUUGAAAUACACUGCAGGACGGCUGCACGAGAAAGGUGUAUUGCUAGAGAUUGAGGACCUACAAGUAAAUCAAUUCAAGAACGUGAUUUUUGAAAUCACUCCCACAGAUGAAGUUGGUGACUUUGAGGUGAAAGCCAAGUUCAUGGGCGUUCAGAUGGAAACAUUCAUGCUGCAUUACCAGGAUCUUCUCCAACUACAGUAUGAAGGAGUUGCUGUCAUGAAGAUGUUUGAUCGUGCAAAGGUCAAUGUUAACCUGCUCAUCUUCCUCAUCAACAAGAAGUUCUAUGGGAAAUAAGAAGAGUCAUGGGAGAAGAUAGGGGGACAGUUUGGGGAAAACAUCAUAUGUAUGUCCUGUCAAACUCGUCAGCCAACACAAACUGCUUUAUACCUGCAUGAGUCUGUGUGCCCGCCCUCUGCAAGCAUCCAUCUGUGUCAUCCUGAAUCCUGCUGUAAGAAAGCAGAAAGGCUGCGGUGCUUCCAAAUAUAGUGUUACUGUUACAUAUCAUAUUGUACCUAACUUAGGGAAUCUAUUUUGGAUGUCAUGAACAAACAUUUAUUUAGAAUGC
Molecule: messenger RNA, 5821 nt
Organism: Xenopus laevis (African clawed frog)
Lineage: Eukaryota; Metazoa; Chordata; Amphibia; Anura; Pipidae
Gene: iqgap1.S
Product: ras GTPase-activating-like protein IQGAP1
Exons: 38
Coding region: 577-5550 (1657 amino acids)
Biological process (GO): mitotic actomyosin contractile ring assembly actin filament organization; epidermal growth factor receptor signaling pathway; fibroblast migration
Cellular component (GO): plasma membrane bounded cell projection; plasma membrane; cytoplasm
Molecular function (GO): actin filament binding; GTPase activator activity; small GTPase binding
Source: RefSeq, a predicted model, not a curated record